CGAUUACAUUUUGUCGAGAGUUAAAGAAAGGGGGCGGUUCAGUUUGACCCGCUCUUUUAUUCUGUUUUGUUUAUCGUCAGCAGACGAUUCCAUCAUCUUUCAAUUUCAGUCUUCAAAGAGAGGGGUGACUCGAGAUUGAUAUACUCUUCUUCCAGGAAUUUUUCGAUCAAAACAGCUUUUACAAAAUGAAGAAGAAGGUGCUUUUAAUGGGUAAAAGUGGAUCUGGAAAGACCAGUAUGAGAUCAAUCAUAUUUGCCAAUUACAUUGCCAGGGAUACCAGGAGACUUGGUGCCACAAUUGAUGUGGAACACUCUCAUGUCCGUUUCCUGGGAAAUCUUGUCCUCAACUUGUGGGAUUGCGGAGGCCAAGAGGCAUUCAUGGAGAACUACUUUGCCAGUCAGCGAGACAACAUCUUUCGGAAUGUUGAGGUUCUCAUCUAUGUGUUUGAUGUGGAGUCGAGGGAGCUGGAGAAAGAUAUGCACUAUUACCAGAGCUGCCUGGAGGCCAUCUUGCAAAACUCACCAGAAGCCAAGAUAUUUUGUCUCAUCCAUAAAAUGGAUUUGGUGCAAGAAGAUCAACGGGACUUGAUAUUCCGCGAGCGUGAAGAAAACCUUCAACGUCUGUCGAAGCCAUUGGAUUGCACAUGUUUCCGGACAUCAAUUUGGGAUGAAACUCUCUACAAAGCGUGGUCGUCGAUAGUUUACAUGCUCAUCCCGAAUGUCAAGGAACUCGAGUGUAGUCUGACCAAUUUCGCUGAUAUUAUCGACGCGGACGAAGUGCUGCUGUUCGAGCGAGCAACUUUUCUAGUGAUUUCACACACAGAACGCCGCCCACAUCGAGACCCCCAUCGUUUCGAGAAAGUCUCCAACAUAAUCAAACAAUUCAAACUGAGUUGCAGCAAAUUGGCAGCGCAAUUCCAAUCAAUGGAAGUGCGAAACUCGAACUUUGCAGCUUUCAUCGACGUAUUUACAUCCAACACUUAUGUCAUGGUCGUUACGUCCGACUCGACCAUUCCUUCUGCCGCGACGCUGAUGAACAUGAAGAAUGCUCGGAAACACUUUGAGAAGUUGGAAAAGCUGAGUGAAAGCCAGUCAUCGAUGGGGGUUCGCUGAUUUUCUAUUCAAUUCGGAAGAUAAAAGGCAUUCAAACCCGUGAACCUGUUAACAAAUUAACAAAGGAGCAUCCACCCACCUCUAAUUCUUUUGAUAAUUAUGUCAUCUUUGAAGACGAAAUAGAGAGCGAAAGCCAAAAAAAAGCUGAA
Molecule: messenger RNA, 1261 nt
Organism: Daphnia pulicaria
Lineage: Eukaryota; Metazoa; Arthropoda; Branchiopoda; Diplostraca; Daphniidae
Gene: RagA-B
Product: ras-related GTP-binding protein A
Exons: 7
Coding region: 186-1112 (308 amino acids)
Biological process (GO): cellular response to starvation; positive regulation of TOR signaling; cellular response to amino acid stimulus
Cellular component (GO): lysosome; nucleus; Gtr1-Gtr2 GTPase complex
Molecular function (GO): GTPase activity; GTP binding
Source: RefSeq, a predicted model, not a curated record